AUGAGCAAUAGUGGCGGCGGCGGAGGCCGGGGUGGUGGAGGUGGCGGCGGCUUCGGAACGAUCCCAGAUAAUAUGAAGAAAACCAUACAAAGCAUUAGAGAAAUCACAGGAAAACAACACAGUGAUGAGGAUGUUUACUCUGUUCUUCAAGACUGUUCUAUGGAUCCUGAUGACACUGCACAAAAGCUCCUUUAUUUAGAUACAUUUCAUGAAGUCAAGAGGAAACGUGAUCGGAGAAAGGGGACUCCAGGCAGAGGGACUAGGGGUGGUCGAGGAAACUAUUCUGUAGAUGUGGCCAUCUUAUCUAGGAUUAUGGUUUCCAUGCUAAUAAAGUUAAAAGAGGAAGUGUUGGGUGCUGCUGGUGGGAGGAAUGUGGCUACUCGAAGGGAAAAUGGAGUUGAUCACAUAACAGACAGAAAUGCUUUGAACUCUUCACACUCUAUACAGAAAACAAAUUAUAAUGCAGCGAUUCCUACGACAAAAGAUUUAACUGCCACACCCAAUGGCCCCCCAACUUUAUCCAAUGGGAGUUCUAUUCUUGGACAUAGUCCACAGCUGCCUGCUGCUGCUGCUGCAGGUAGUUCAGCUCUUGCUGUGAAGAAGUCAGAUGCAUCUUCCCCACUACCUGCAGCAAGUCCUUCAGCACCUACACAAAUUUCUGUCUCUGUAAUGCUAUCUAAGGUUUCCAAUGGUCCCACAACUUCUACCAUUCCAGCAUCUGUAUCUGGUUCUGUAUCUUCUUCUCCAGACCCCAUAUUGGCCCCAUCUAUGACUAGAAAUCCUGGUGCUGUUGGUACAAUUAAACGUGAAGUGGCUAGCCAGUGGAAUGCUGCUGAACAGAAUCAUAUUCAAGGAAAGAAAAAAGUUGUACCAAGCAAAUCAAAGGCAGCUGGAAAGAAUCAGCUGUCUGAAUCUCUGCAGCCCUCGACUUUGUCUACAUAUGAUGAUUCUUUGGUUGUCAGGUCUUCUAGUAACGAUAGACAUUCAUCAGAAGAAUUGGCCUUUUCUUUAAAAAGUACUGUUAUUCCGCUUGUUACAAUCUUGUCUGAGGAAGCUCAAGUUAAAGUCAGUUCUCAGUCACUGCCCGAACCAACCAUCACUAAUGGACAUGUUAAAUUUCCAAAUCACUUUAAAGUUCCAGAAGCUUUAAAAAGUGGUUUGACAUUUGGAAGCUUUGAUACAAAUUCUGGACCAGGAAAGGAAUAUGGCAUUGGUGGUUUGACUUUUGGAAGCUUUGAUGCUAAUUCUGUACCAGGAACAAAAUGUAGCAAUGGUGUUGAUGGUGACAUUAACUCUAUGAAUGCUGUUGAACUGGCAGUUCCUACUGAUGAAACUGCCAUAAAACCUUCUAGCAAAAUUGAGAUUUUCCAGGGGCAUGCUUCAUUAUUUUUGUUGGAUUGUAAACAUGGAGGCUUUUCCAGGGAUUGGGUAGGGAUAGUCAGGUUAUGUGGUUAUGCUACAUAUCAACCAGAGUCUCCUCAAUCUGUGCUUGAAAAAGUAGCAAUGCCAGAGGGCAAUGUUGCACCUAGUGCAGAUUCAAAAGCUGAUCAGUCAAAGCAGGAUGGAAUGUUACUUCCAGAAGGCAAUCAGUGCUCCACUGUUCAAAUUGCUCCAAACUAUGGUAUUGGGAUUAUGCCACCCAUGCAGACCACUCACCUUGUACCAUUCCCAGGACAUGAGACUCAGGCACAGGAUGUUUCUCAACUUUCAGGCUUUGUUAGUGACAAUUCUAUAGCUUCAUCUACUCCAAGUCUGAGUCAACCGAUGCAGAACUCUGUUGCUGGUUCUGCACACCCACUUCUUUUCAGGCCUUCAUACCCUCCUAACUAUCUUCAGUAUGGACAUUACUUCAAUCCAUUUUUUUUGCCACCAAUGCAUCAAUUCUUGAGCCACAAUGGGCUCCCUCAACAGCCAUCGACUGGCAAUGCAUAUCUUACACCAGCACCUACUGCUGCUGGUGUUAAGUUCCCUCUUCCACAAUUUAAGCCAGGAACUAGUGCUGGAAACCCAACUCCGAUUGCACUCCCAACUUUGUAUGGAUCGUAUGGCUCUUCCCCUAUGGACUUCAAUCCUGGUCCAGGUGUAACCUCUGGAAGCUCUGCUGGUAACGAUGAUCUAUCAGCAUCUCAGUUGAAGGAAAGAAACAUUUACACCCCCGGACCACUGACUGAAGUUUCAUCUUGGAUUCCUCCACCUGGGCAAGAUAUAUCCAGCUUGCAACUCAGUUCUCUAUACCACCUUCACCCUCAGGGACAGCACCUCGCCUUCUCUCCUCAACAGGCUGGUCAUGGUGCCUAUCCUGGAAUCUAUCCACCAUUGCAAACAAUGGCUGCACCUUCAACUGUUAAUCAACUCGUGCAACAGUCUCAGGCCAUGCCUGCAACUGUUGAACCUGUGAUACCCCCAUGGGUUAAAACCAUUGCAAGAAACUCUGAAAUUGACCUGCAUACAGAUGCUGUCGCUGAUUUCUUAGCUGUACCAGUCAGAUUCAAAAUUCCUGAGGUUGAAGACGGGCACCAAGACAUUGUUAAAGGUUUUGUACCAAGACAACGAAUCAGAUAG
Dovyalis caffra is the source of this 2562-nucleotide messenger RNA. Lineage: Eukaryota; Viridiplantae; Streptophyta; Magnoliopsida; Malpighiales; Salicaceae. The record is from the annotation of a GenBank genome assembly.